AUUGCUGCCUUUACGACAUCACACGCUCGAUUAAAGCUCUACAGCGCCUUGGAUUUCCUGAAAGAACGAGUAUUGUACUACGAUACUGAUUCAGUCAUUUACCAAUGCAAAGAAGGCGAAGAGGAAGCUCCCUCUUGGCAGAUUUUUGGGUGAAUUCAUAGACGAAUUAGGAGGAGACCUGAUCGAGGAAUUUGUCAGUGGUGGGGCCAAGAAUUAUGGUUACCUGACCCGUGGCGGUAAAACUGAAUGCAAAGUGCGUGGAUUCUCCUUAAACUACGCAGCCAUGCAGAAGCUCAAUUAUCAGACGAUGAAAGAGAACAUCUUCAAAGAAUUGGAUGACCCGCAAGAAAAAGCGCGUGAUAUACCGAUUGAAAUUCCUGAUUUCUUUGACCGCCAACAAGCGACCAAGAAAAUCAAAUUAACGACGCGUGUUAAGAAAUAUCGUCUGGUCUUUGACAAGCGGGUGAUUGACCCAGCUACACGAGUCUCCACACCGUACGGUUAC
Molecule: messenger RNA, 505 nt
Organism: Porites evermanni
Lineage: Eukaryota; Metazoa; Cnidaria; Anthozoa; Scleractinia; Poritidae
Source: the annotation of a GenBank genome assembly